GCAGCAGCAGCAGCGGCGGCAGAGCUGAGAGGCAGUCGAGGGAAGUUCGUGGUGGCGUGGCACAACAACUACAUCGACAUAGCCACCACCACCACUACCACCACCACGCACACAGCUGCAGCCUGAGGAGAAGAGAGAGAGAGAGAGCGGGCUGCCUCGGCUCGCCACUUGCCCCAACAGGCAGCAGGAGGCAGUCGCCUGUUCGUAAUUGUUAUUGGGCGGGAGGCGUAAUUGUCUUAAUUGAUUUAGAGGAGGAGUUGAUAAUUUAUUUGGCGCACAUAGCUGCUCAGGGCGUGGCUGUUGCCCCCCUCGAGUGGAGUGGUGGUGGUGGUGGGGUUGGUGUUGGUCCUGGUGAAGAGGUGGACGAAGUGCUGGAGAAAGGUUGGCCGGUGGACGAAGUGAAAGGAGGAGGUGGUUGUGAAGAAAGGUGGACUACGAGGUGGACGGAGGAGGUGGUGGUGGCUGGGUAGACGAGUUAGUGGAUGAGACAUGGGCGACGUGGUCUCAUCGCACGUGGACGAGGCGAGGAAGCUGCAGAUUAAAGAGAGCACGGAUGGCGUGUUGGGCCCGUUCGGCGAUCACUACCGGGCCCAGUUCCCCGUCUGCCUUUUCAACCACAUCCGGCGCGAGGUGGAGGAGAGGGGCGACUUGCAGCCACAGCUGCUACGGCGGAAGCAAGCGAUGAAGGAGCGGCCGGUCGGCGACGGCUCUCUGCUGAUGCUCGAGGACGGCAAGAAGUGGAGGGAGAAGUACGUCCGGGUCACCGCCGAUGACUACCUCGUCCACGUGUUCGACAGCAAAGAGGUGUUCAGUCGGGGAGGGAAGGCGCGGCUGAGCUUGGACGCAGCAGGAUGCAAGCUGAUCACGUCGCUGGAGGAGUACCAGGGCCUCCUGGAUGGAACCCCGGAGAACAAAGGCAAGCCGUGGCUCUCCUGCCCCACGCCUCACCCCAUCAUCCUGCGCCACCCCUACGAGAGGGACCAGCUGUUCGCCGCCGGCAAGGCCGACGCCCAGCGCCAGUGGAGUGCCGUGCUGGCCAGCUGCCUGCGUCACCGCAACAACGGCCUCUCCGAGCCAGACUCGGUGGAGACCCAGACCUUCUCGGAGGCCGUGCGUCUCUACCGGCAGGACAAGGGCCACUUCUCCACCUGGGAUAUGUUUUGUGGUAACGAGACGCAGAUCCUGAGCAACCUGGUGAUGGAGGAGCUGGUGACGGCCCUGCAGGCCGAAAUCACUCCCAGGCUCAAAGGGCGACCGCAGGAGAAGCACAGAGCCUGGGCCAUGAUCUCCUCGGCGGUCUACCGCCUGGUGCAGGAGCAGACGAGCGAGGGCCACGCGGCCCUCCGCCAGGAGUGCCAGGAGCUGCGGCCGGCGCUCGAGUCCCUGAUCCGGCCGGACCUCGACCAGAUCGUCUCCUCCAAGGACCAGGUCGCCGGCAAGAUGCGAGGCUUCCUGCAGCCCAAGGUGGACGCGUGCUGCCGGCAGCAAGUGCAGCCCGUGCUGGGCGGGGCGCUGGAGGCCCUCAUGGCGUGCGUGAGCGACGGCUUCGGCGAGGGCCGCGAAGUGCUCACCCGCGAGGUGCAGCACCUCGUCAAGAACACGCAGAACGACGGUGGCGCCAAGCGCCUCGCAGAGUACGUGGAGAAGCUGGCGAUGGCGCCGUCCGACCCGGUGAAGAUGCUGCCGUGCGACGAGAAGAUCGAGAGGCUGAAGACGCAGCUCGCCGAUCUCAAGCAGCGCGUCGACUUCUCGUCGGCCGACGCGCUCAUCCACAGGGGCCAGACGCUCGUCCAGGAGCUGCUGGACGACGCGGUGUACACCUUUGAGCGUUACCUCCACCAGAGCCUGGCCCCCGAGGCCACCCCGACCCCCGUGCCCACCGCCGCUCAGCGCGCCCUCGAGCGCGUCCUCAAGAAAUACGACUACGACAGCAGCACCACACGGAAGAGGUUCUUCCGCGACGCUCUGCUGCAGAUCACCGCUCCCUACCUCUUCGCUUCGCUCGGACCCAGCUGCAAACCAGAGCUGCCGCGCUUCGAGGAGACGAUCUUCGAGGACCACUCGCGCGUGGUGCGCGUGGAGAACGUCUACGAGGAGAUCCUCCUGCAGUCGCUCUCCAAGGACAUCUUCCAAGUGGUGAAGGCGGCGGCCGUGCAGAGCCGACACAACCUGUACCGCGACAGCAUCGUGUUCGUGGGCGACGGCGACCUCAACCUCGCCGCGCUGGCCGACGACCCCAACAUCGACUGGAGGGCCAUCCUGGCCGGCCAGGCCUCUCCUCCGGGCGCCGGCACCGCGACGGCCGCCACCGACGGCCGUCGCGCCGUCCCCGAGAAGAAGGCGCGCAAGCAGCUGCUGAGCGCCGCCGCCGACGUGGACGCCGCCGCCGCCGCCGCCGCCGACGUGGACGGCGGCGGCGGCGGCGGCGAGAAGCCGGCGGCGGAAGCGGGCGACGCCGCGGACGGGUGCAAGGUCGCGAAGACGCGGGACGUCCUCUUCGUGGAGAUGACGCUCGUGGAGAACAAGGCGGCCGCGGCGGCCGCGGCGGCGGCGGCGGUGCCGGCGGCGGAAGGAAACGUCAACGGCAACAACCGGACCGCCGGUGCCGAGAUGGUGGUGGCGGCGGCGGCGGCGACGGUGGCGGCGACGGUGGCGGCGACGGUGGCCUGUGAUAGCGCUGUGGCCGAGCCAGCGGAGAUGGUGACCAAGGAGGUUGAGGUGGCGAAGGAGCAGGAGGUGGCAAAGGAGGAGGGAGGAGCUGAAGGAGGUGGCGAAGGAGGAGGAGGUGGCAAAGGAGGAGGAGCUGAAGGAGGUGGCAGAGGAGGAGGAGGAGGUGGUGGUGAAGGAGGUGGAGGAGGCAGAGGCACGGCCCACGCGGCCGGAGGACGAGCGAGGCGUCGCGGAGGCGAAGCCCGACGGACCAAACUCGGGCAGCGGCGCUCCCGCGUCGCCGGUUAAAGAUGCCGGCGAGGUGGGGCGACGGCCGGCGGCGGCGGCGGCGCCGACACAGCCGCCGACGACGGUGGAAAAACCGCGAAGGGCAAGCCUGCCGACGGAAAUGAUUGGGGGCCGAGCAAAGGUGACGACGCCGAUGACGCCGCCGCCGACGAUGCCGAUGGCGACGACGAUCACGCGCAGAUGCUCGCGGCCGCCGUCAAGGAGAUCGACGACGCCAUCCUGGAGGCUGAGCCCGCCGCCGAGGACUCUGGGAUCUCGUCUCCCGUCGCGGAAAAGCAAGAGGGGGGCGCGGCGCUCACGCCGGAGGCCGAACCGCAGCUCCCGCUGCCGCAGCUGGCGAGCGCGGGGGAAUCGGGCAUCUUGGAGGAGGAGCAGCAGCAGGAUGAGGAUGUCACGGAAGGAAGCAAAGCCGACGGGAGUGUGGAGAAGUCGUCGGUGCCGGCGUGCGGGCCCGACGUGGAGAGGGGGGCGGCCGGGAUGUUUGACCAGCACCCGAACGGCUUCGAGGAGAGGGAGCCCGUGUUUGUGUGACCCUCCGCGCGACGGAGACCAACCCCACCGACGACGCAUUUUAAUAAAAUAAAAAAGCGCGCGCACGCACGCACGUACACGCACACGUACACGUAGUUGUACGUGUGCGUGCCCGCUGAUCGCAAAAAAAACUCAAAAAAAACAUUUUACGCACGGAGUGGGGGAAAGAAACGAGCGACCGUAACAAUCUGCGGCGCGACGGGGGAGGAUGAUGAGGAGGGAUGACGAGGGUGACGUUCGCGUCUGGUUUUCUGCCAAGGCCGCCCUCGUGUAAAGCGCGGGGAAGACGGCCAGUUCCGUCCUGUCCGCGGUCACGCGCUCGCCACCCAUCCCAUUCGCACCCUCGACGUGCGUCACUCGCCUCCCGCGAUCGUGCCACCGCCGUCGCUCUCGACGCAUCGUUUCGGGGGCGACGUCCGACGUUUCGCCCGCCCCGCCCCGCCCCGCCCCCCCCCACCCCCGCGAAAGACCUUGUAAACACGGUGGUGGGCCGGCAAAGUGGCGGCGACAAGCCACGCUCCACCCGGGGGCCCGCCGCUGCGGCCUCCAGAUAAGGCUGGCCCGUGCGCCGCUACAGGAAAUCCUGCCCAAAGAAAGAGUUUAACGUGGUGGGGAAAGGAGUGGGGGUGGGGGGGGGGGGGGGCGUUGAUGAGUCAUCGCCGGGGGGGUGCGGGGCGAGGUUGGCCGGGUAGGGGGGGGGACCUCGGACCUCUUUGUCCGGCGAACGCCCCCCUCCCCACGCCGUCGCUCCGUUGAACCGCGACGCCGACCGAGUGCCGGCCGUCCGUUCCCUUCCCGAUGGCGCCCGUUCGCGCUCCGUCGCGCCUCCAGAAUCCCCGAUUUUUAUUUUUUUUGCUCGGCCGAAACCGAUCUGUCGGUAGAAGGCUCCGCCAACCCCCUCCCCCCCCCCCCCCCCCCGGUGCUCUUGGGAAGGGGGGCGGUGGUUUGGCCACGUGCCCGGGGGAGGUUUGGCUUGUUUUUAUUACUAUGGCAGGGUUUGUGUAAUCUGCUGAAUUUUAGCUUAAGUGUUUUUUUUAUAGUUAUAAAUUAAACUGUGGUCACGGUCACCGUAAUUCUAGCAUGCGUAGAGGGGUUUCUGCUUGUCCAACCGCCCGCCCCCCCCCCCUCUACAAUCUUUAAGUCGAA
Molecule: messenger RNA, 4635 nt
Organism: Petromyzon marinus (sea lamprey)
Lineage: Eukaryota; Metazoa; Chordata; Hyperoartia; Petromyzontiformes; Petromyzontidae
Product: protein Niban 2-like
Source: RefSeq, a predicted model, not a curated record